CUCCGUUUAUUUAAUAUGAUGUACUCUACUUUACGAGGGGCAAUGAAAAUAUAAAUGACGAUAGGAUGGAUCUUUUGUAAUUUUUACUACUGCAUAUUGUUUCUGAAACCUCCCAUCCAUAUUUCCAAGAUAUUUUAAAAGAACUUGAUUUUUUUUUUUUAAUUUGACAUUUUCUUUUCUUUUUUUUUCCUUGUCCACAAUAUGCUUAAAAAGUCAAGUUUUUCCAACAAAAAGAAUGAUUGUGUCGAGUCCGAAAAGAGGUUAACAGAAGAAUUCAAUCAAUGGUAUGAUAGAUAUCUUACACUUGUUAAACAAAGGGAGAGCUACCGUCAACUCCUGGAGCAAAGUCAGUUACGACUGUUAGAAUUUGAAGGGAGAUAUAGGAUCACAAAGAAAAGGCGUAGGUCUAGCUUUAAAGGACUUUUGUUGUUAGAGAAUGGCUUUCAAAGGAUGACAAAAGGGAAGGUAUGGGUGACGAUCGAGAUCCAUACCUUUCUUUCAGAUUUAUAUCUUGAGACUCAAACUAGAUGGCUUUGCACAAAGGCAAGAGAAGAGAAGGAGAGAGUGGCGAUUUUAAAAGAAAAAAUCAGGUUUCACCACUAUACAAAAUCCCUUGUGCCUAUCUUGUGUACAAUGCAUCUUUUAGAAAUUAAAUUACAUCAAUUAGAACAAAGGAAACUCGAAUCUAAAAUCGCUACUUAUUUUGGGUGAAUCAUAAAAAAAAAAAAUGCUUUUCUCACAAAACACCACCUAGUAACAUAGUUUAGUUUAGUGUAACAAUAAUAAUAAUAAUAAUAGAACUCCCAUUGUGAUUUGCCUCUUACUAAAUAAAUAACAUGGUAAGGGCGGU
This is a messenger RNA of Cokeromyces recurvatus, 850 nucleotides long. RefSeq lists its product as uncharacterized. The transcript has a single exon. NCBI's taxonomy places the organism in Eukaryota, Fungi, Mucoromycota, Mucoromycetes, Mucorales, Mucoraceae. The record is from RefSeq and is a predicted model, not a curated record. Bases 202 to 711 code for a protein of 169 amino acids.